Messenger RNA from Solea senegalensis (Senegalese sole), 3690 nucleotides. RefSeq names its product zinc finger protein 14-like. The record is from RefSeq and is a predicted model, not a curated record. The coding region runs from base 298 to 3561 and encodes 1087 amino acids. Gene Ontology annotation, cellular component: nucleus. Gene Ontology annotation, biological process: regulation of transcription by RNA polymerase II. Gene Ontology annotation, molecular function: DNA-binding transcription activator activity, RNA polymerase II-specific; RNA polymerase II cis-regulatory region sequence-specific DNA binding. NCBI's taxonomy places the organism in Eukaryota, Metazoa, Chordata, Actinopteri, Pleuronectiformes, Soleidae. The transcript is spliced from 7 exons.
ACCGCUUUGCUCUGCUGCAGGAAGUUGGUGGAAUAUUAACUCAGCGUCCUCUCUGUGACUAAAUUAAACAAAUAUAACCGUUUUAGCGGGUGAUGUGAAGAGACAUGAGCCCGCGGCUCGUGAAUAAAAAAAAAAACAACAGUCAAACAUUUGUCGCACGACGCCUGCGCAGUCUGAACACGGUAUCGAGCCGCCCUUCCUCCCCGCCGCCAACUUGCACCGCAGGGUCGAGCGGACGUCAACUCACAACAACCCCGACUUCGUUUGCGUGUCAAACUGAACUCAUUCUAGGCUAAAAUGGAGAGAGCAUUCUGCGCUGAAAACGAUUACGCUCUCCUGCUGCCGUCUCUGCGUCUCUUCAUACCUCCACUGCGUCUGAUGUCGGCGGCCAUGUGGCAGGUGGUUCAGAGAGGUUCCGUGCAGGACUAUGGGAUGGUGGAGGAGUUCAUCAGCACCGUCACAGACAUCCUGCCCGAACUACUGAGUGCAGACCAGAAGGCUCAGCUCCUCCUGGGACUCAGAGCUCGGGUGGUUCUUGAAUUGUGCCAGGCUGAGGAAGUAGCCGAUAAAGAAACCAUUGCGAUACACCUUGAACGCAUCAAGACCCUCGUGUCCAACUGGGCGUCGCAGCCUUGUUUUGCAGAUGUGGACUUUCCCGAAUCAAACUUUGUGGAUCAAAUUGAGUUGUUGGUGAAAGAUCCAGAAGAGAAGGAGAAGUUUUUCCAGGACGUUUUCCCGACAGAUUUUGGGCCUGAUUACGACAGUGCCCUGCAGGUGUUAAUGCUGGAUUUCCUGUCCAAACUGGAGAAGUUUCUCCCGGUACCAGACAUUCAACAGACUGCAUCCAUGCUUUGUGCUGUUCCGUCUGCCCUGGAGGAGUGCAUGCGCUCGGUUCCUGACCUGCAUCACCUGAAAAGUGUGCUCCUCUACCACAGAACCCUGGGACAUUUUGAUUUUUCUGAGGAAUCUCACACCAUUCCCAUUUCUUUUGGGAAUUGCAUCCUGUCUUCGCUGUCCCUCCCUCAGCUGGAGAAGGUUAUAAUCGAUGCGGACCAAAUACAGUUGCAGCCCUCGUCCGAGCAGGUGCAGGGUUGCGUGACUGUCCAGGUGGAGGGUGAAACUGUGACACUCCUGGAUUACAUACAGAUCGAGCAGCAGCCCGGUUUGGUUGAUCAGGAAGAGAAUGACGAGGACUCGGUGGGACACUUGACAGACGACGGCAGCGGCGACGCUUUAAAACCAGCCGCCUUUCAGCCACUGAAACAAAGCAAACGGCUGCAGUUAAAAAGGAAAGCGCUGAAAGACAAAGACUCGGAUUCGGCCAAGAGGCAGAGAAAGAAGUACCCCAGCAAUAAGACGUGUCCCGUGUGCAGUAAGACUUUCCUUCGCGCUUCCGCCAUGAGACGACAUCAGGAAAUCCAUUCAGCCAAUAGGGAUCUAAAGUACCAGUGCGCUAACUGUGACAAACGAUUCAGGGACCAUUACGACAUGAACAGACACAACCAGCGUGUUCACGAGAAGGAGGACGUGAGCAACAACUCCAAAGAAGAGGACUCGGGGGAUCCCAGCACCUCGGACAUGUCGGACAACAAAAACUGCGGUCUCUGCGGGAAAUAUUUUGCCCGCCAAGUCGACAUGGAGCGACACAUGAAAUCGCACUCAGAGGACCGACCGUACAAAUGUCCCUUCUGUGAGAAGAAGUUCAAGAAUUCAUACGUUUUAAAGAGGCACCAGAGGGAGAUUUGUAACACCAGGGGGCUGAAGAAGCCAAAAAAGAAGGAGAUGCCACAGUCAAACCCCCAGCCUCAGUUAGAGGGAUUGAUGGAGGGUAAAGUCUGUCCCAUCUGCAGCAGGGUCCUACCUUGCACCGCUGACAUUGCGAAGCAUUUACGGUCGCACUCCGAGGAGCGUCCGUUCAUCUGUGUCACUUGCGAGAAAGGCUUCAAGUACAAGGACACUCUGAAGAAGCAUCAGAUCAUUCACGGUCACGAGGGCAUCAGAGAGGAAGAGAGCAAGACGGUGGAGCAAAUUCUGGCCGAGGCGGACUCGCAGAAUUGUGAUGACGCUUGUAGCCUCAGUAGAAAAGAAAAUAAUCCAGAUCUGCCGACGGACACUUCUGUGGAGUCCCCAGAAGAACGGGUGCAACAGGUCACCAAAAAAGCCCUUAAAGUGUGCCCGAUCUGUUCGAGGGCAUUCGACAGUGUCAAAACACUGAACAGACACAUUCAGUGCCACACAGAAGAUCGUCCGUACCACUGCGUCCACUGCAAGAAGCGUUUCAAACACAUGCACGGCCUGAAGAGGCACCAAAUUUACGCCAUUUGCCACAAGAAAAUCGCCCGGUUUUAUUGGAAGAAGGAGCCCAGAGAGAGUUCCGGUCAGAGUGACGGGAUGGGCGGCGACCACAAGCAGGGGCCGCCACUGAAGAUACCUGUGUGGUGUUCAAACUGCGGCAAGCAUUUUGAGUACCUGUCCGCGCUGAAGGAGCACCAGGAAAGCGUGUGCAAAGUGGACUUCAGGGAAAUUAUGAGAUGCAAAGACUGCGGGAAGGAGUUCAAGAGCAUGACUAUGCUCAAAGUGCACCAGCGCAUUCACGAUCCGCUCUACUGCAAAGAGUGUGGGAAGAUACUCGCUAACGAGCCGGCGUUCGAGAGGCACAAGCUGAUGCACCAGCCCAUGCAGUGCACAAUGUGUGACAAGAAUUUUACGUUACUGCGACGCUUGAGGGAACACUACGAGAAGCAGCACGACUUCAUCGGCCCGUUUCCCUGCGGCCAGUGUGACAAGACUUUCAUCCAGCUGUCGUACCUCGCAAUCCACCAGAGAAUCCACAAAGGGGAGUUCCCGUACGUUUGUUCCUUGUGUCCGGAGAAGUUCAGGUCUUCAAACUGCCUCACGGUGCACCUGAGGAAGCACACCGGCGAGAAGCCCUUCCUGUGCUGGCAGUGCGGUAAGUGUUACCGCUCUGCCUCGGAGCUCACGGUUCACAUGGGCACCCAUUCCGACCAGAGACCGUGGGCCUGCACGCAGUGCGACAUGGCGUACCGCACGAAGCUGCAGCUCCAGAACCACAUUGAGCAAGUCCACAUGGGCCUGCGGUAUCCGUGCAACACCUGCGGGAAGCAGUUCAUGAAAGAGACGUCCCUGAAGAGGCACGAGCUCAUCCACACGGGCGAGAGGCCGCACCAGUGCACGGAGUGCGGCAAGACCUUCCUGACUGCCAAUGAACUCCGGCUGCACAACCGCUACCACACCGGGGAGCGCCCGUACAAGUGCGAGGUGUGCAGCAAAGCCUUCAUCCAGUCGGGAUACUUGAAGUCGCACAUGCGUAUCCACACGGGAGAGAAGCCAUUUAAAUGCGACGUGUGCAACAAAGGCUUCCGGUUGUCGUAUCACAUGAAGAAACACCAGCGGACUCACACCGGGAAGCCAAAGAGCCACGUGUGCGACGAGUGCGGGAUCGCGUUCCCCCAGAAGAAAUCGCUCUGGGAACAUUCGCUCACUCAUAACGUGAAAAUAGAACCUUCCUUCACCGAGGAAGUGAAGAUAGACUUUCAGUAGAGAGACGUUUGUUGUCUUAUUUUCUUACUUCCUUCCUUUAUUAUUUUUCCCCUUGCGUUGAUUCACAUGUUGUGUUCAAGGAAGGUUAAUUGCGCUCACACUCCUACAUGAAAUAAAUCGUUAAAUGUG